AUGCUUCAGUACGAGCGUCAGUACGCUGAAGUGGCUCGCCGCAGGACUCUCUUCGAAGUGCAACUGGAGCAAGCGCAGGGGAAUCUCACUGACGACUCCACGUACACCGCCGGACAGUUCCUGGUGGCCAUCUACAUGGUCAACAAGAUGUUCAUACCGAUCGGACCGUCAGUGGCACCAAGUAACGAUAUCGAGCGAAUAGCCUGUCUCUUGGUGAUGAUCACCGGGUGCCUCGUGGUGACUGGAGCUGCCGUGGCCUCCUUGUCUUUGGUCAUCAGCAUCUACAUGAGGCCAGAAGAAGCUUUCCGUGCGAGGUACCGCCUGAUUAUGAAAGAAAUGAAAGAGUCGCACGUGCUUCCUAGUCUACGGGAAAAGGUGGAGACCUUCUACAAGAUGUACUGGCACAAACAAAAGGCUGUAUCAGCCACACAGCUCCUUCCUACUUAUCCCCCCACUCUCCCAGCCACUGUUAACACUGAAAUCUACUUUGAGGCCACGCAAAAGAGUCGCAUCCUCUGUGAUUUGUCCUAUCAGUUUCUGUCUGAAGUGGCGAAGACAAUGAAUACCAUCCAUUACAUUCCCGGUGAUACCAUCAUCAAGAGGACCACUAGAAAGUCUUCCAUCAUUUACAUCACCUAUGGAGAUAUCGAGAUGCUGUCGGCCGAAGACGACAGCACAGCAGUGGUUCGCAUGACGCGCGGCACGGCGGUUGCUGGGUGCGGGGGCAGCGCGGCCGCAGCAUGUGCGCGCGCGCACGUGGAGAUCCGCGCUGCCACCUUCUGCACGGCGCACGCGCUGCACGCGCCCGACCUGUGGCGCGUCGCCAACAAGUACGGCCACGACACCCACCAGACGCAGAUCAUACUGGCUUCUUUUAAUGAACACUUGGAGAGAGUGAAGAAGCACUAUAGCCUGAAAAUUCCUGAAGAUGUCAAGUACAAGAGCAGUAUCUUACACUUCAAAAAGAAUUUGAUGGCUCUGAAGGAAGCCACCGACUCAGAUGGCAAGCUGCUGUUGGACAGAAGGGACAUAUUUCUGGAGAUUGCCGGCUGCUACAUUAUGAGAAAUCGCGCUGAUGGAAGGCAGACUGACGAGGCCGAUGCUAUCUGCCUCCGCUCCACGUUCCCCUGCAUCCUGCAGCCGUGGUCUUCCCUGCAGAUCGCCUGGCACUCCUUCAUGUGCUGUGUCAUUCUCACCGUUUGUUUUACGCACCCCUAUUUCCUGAUUUUCAAGAAGACGGUGCCUUUGGAAUUUAGAUUCUUUGACUACGUGGUUACGGCGCUCUAUUUGGUUGAUUUGAUCGUGCACCUUUCGACUGGCGCUAACGUUGAAGAAGGAGUGCCCAUAACCUUCGCCCAGACGUCGUCCCAGCAGAUGCGCAGCCACUGGUUCGUGAUAGACGUGGUGGGCACGCUGCCCAUCUUCGAGUGCAUACAGUCUGCUGACCACUUUGCUGGGAUCAACAAAUUGCUUCGGCUGCCGAAGGUGUUCCGAGUGCUCAAGUCCAUGGAGGAGAUGUGCGUGUACAACAGUAACGUGUUACGGUUCAUGUCCUACACCCUGCUGCUAGUCAUCGCGUGCUACCUCAUCGCCUCGAUACAGCAGGGCUUUAUGUGCUUCAGGUUCAACUACUGCCUAGUGGGCAACUUCACGCACCCUCCGUACUGGAAGAACAGCACCCUGGACGAGGAAACCGUGGUGCACCGGCUCAUCUUCGGCCUCUACUGGGCUAUAUCCAUGAUCACCUUUACGACUCACAUGGAGCCGUUUGGAGUGGAGAACUGGCACAGCGUUUUGUACACUAUGGUGGUGCUGGAGAUUUGUAUCGUGCUGCAUAUUUUCAUCGAGGCGGUAUAUUCGGCCACCAUCAUGGUUACUACGGCACUGAGAGAAGACUACGAUUCUUGUAUUGCGAAUGUCAAAGACUUUCUUAUUAGGAAUGAAGUGGAUGAGCAGCUCAGACAAAGGUUUAUCACUUACUUGCAGCUAUGCUGGUAUACGGAUAAGGCGUACUCAAUGACGAAUAGAAAGACCUCGAUCUUCUACGACCUGCCUCCUCACGUGUACCAGAACAUCGUGACCAGACAGAGGAGCAAGUACUUGCUCAGUAUACCCUUUAUGAAGUUACUCAACAAAGAGGAGCUGAAGAAUGUAUCCUCUAAAGCAAAGUUGUUCUACACGACUCCAAACGAGAUCCUCUUAAACACCGGAGACAUCAGCAACGAGAUCUACCUCAUCAAACAGGGCAUUUGUGAGAUUGUGGAUCCUGACACAAAAGAAGUGGUAGGGUCUCUCGGCGUGAAAAGCCACUUUGGUGUUCUCGAGUGCUUACUGCGUGUACCAGCUUACUACACCGUGAGAGCGGUGACCCACGUGCAGGUGUUCACGAUCUCGACGAAAGUGCUGUCCAAGGCCAUGAGGCUGCCCAAGAUCAAGGAUGCGGUUGAAUUCGCUAAGGAGCAACCCGAGUUCGGUCGGCUGGCAGUGAGACGCGAGUCGUUCCUUCGCUACGAGGCGCCGGAGAAGGCGCCCAACAUGAUGCGGUUCCGACUCCCGCGCAAGUACGAGGAGGACUUCGCGUUCCUGCAUCCCUUCAACAGGCUCGGAUACUUUUCUAUACUCAGAUACAUAUUCCCGCGCUUCACCAUCCGUCCCGACGGCGACUACCUGUUGCGCUACGAGUGGUGCCGCGCCUUCUGCGCGCUGCUGUCCGCCAUCGUGUUCCCGUCCUACUCCUACCUGGUGCUGCAGUGGCCCGGCCUCUACUACUUCUCCUGGCUGCUGGACUUAUCUGCUUACUUCGACAUAUUACAGCGCAUGCUGGUAGGCUACUUCAACGAGCAAGGCGUAUUAGUAUACCAUCCCACCAGUACCGCGGCGCACUACGUGAAAGGUGCUUUCUUCGCCGAUAUGAUGGCCUGCAUGCCUCUGGAGUUCCUCGAGUCUCCUCACAGGGAGUCAUUUGAGAAUAACUACAGACUGACGCAGUCCCGGCAGCUGCUGAUGCUGAACCGGCUGCUGCAGCUGUACCGGCUGCCCAGCGCCAUGAUCGCGCUCGAGAACAAGAUCGGGAGGAGGGACUUGCUGCUUGUGCUCAAAGCAAUUCCUCUGUUCCUGGCACUGCUGAACGCCCUGACCUGCUUCAUGGUUUUCAAUUCGGUGAACAUCUUCCACUCCGAGAACAGUGACAGCUGGCUCAUAGUACCGCUAGCGGACCAAGGCGGUCGCUUCAACAUGACGGAGACACCGUUCAACCUGCACCUGGCGACGCACUUCUGGGUGGUAUACGAGACCACCACCACCGGCUACAACAGCUUCAACCCCAGCAACUUCCAGCUCAUGGAGAUACUCUUCGUGGGGAUGGUCAUUGGCGCGAUGAUCACGACGUACUUCUCGGUGCGCAUCAUCAGCAUCCGCGCCAACGUGAACAAGGAGCUGGCCGCCUACCAGGAGCACAUCAAGGACAUCCUCGUCUUCAUGCGCCGGGAGAAACUUAACAAGAAGCUGCAGAAGGAAGUGAUCAGUUACUACGAGUACAACUGGGACAAGAUGGGCGGAGUGGACUACACCAACGUUCUGAAGCUGUGCGACCAGAUCACACUGCGCACCGACGCCAUACUGCACAUCUACGGACCUGUUUUCGCUAGGUGCCCUCUUCUCUCUGACUGUGACGUGUCACUCUUGCGCAUGGUGGGGCGAGCGGUGCGCAGCCUGUAUUUCCUGCGGGACAUGCGCCUGGUGGAGGAAAAUGACGUCAUCGGCUGCAUCUACUUCGUCGACUACGGCUCCGUCGACGUGCGCAUGUCCUCCGAAACCGAGCCCAGUGCUGACUCCACUGUUAUAGCCAAGCUUACACGCGGCAGUGUGUUCGGCAACCUGGAGAACGCCACGACAGUGCGCUGCCCGGUGUCCAUCGUGGCGUCGUCGCGCACGCACGUGUUGCAGAUCAAUGCGGCCGCCUUCCACCGCAUCAUCGCCGACUUCCCUCAAGUCGCCGACACUAUGCAGCAGUACCGCCAGCAAAACGAGAACUACAUUAUAGCUGCUGAAGAGUCGCAGAAACGUAAGCCCAGCCUUGCCGCGAUCCUGUUCACAUCGCGCGAGGGCAUCAGCCAAGUCUACUUCGACGACGAAUACGUUCAGCUCUACCUCAUCAUCGUGUCCUUGUCCUGCAUCUAUGCGGACCUUUACAACGCCGGCUUCCAGAACAAUAGCAUGCCGCUGAUCAUAGUGCUGUAUGCUCUGGACGUUGGGUUUUACUUGAAGAUUCUGAUGCAAUACUCGCUGCCACAUAUUAUGCCGGAGCGUAUGAAAUCGACGUUUCUGCCUUUAAGACGUGUGACGGUGUACAACUGCCUGAAGAAGCACCACUCGCACAUCACGGUGAACCUGACCCUCAGCACGGUUUUCUCGGUGCUAGUGUGGUUCACUCUGUUCGUGCACACCGCCGCGUGCCUCUGGCACUUCAUCAGCUUGAUCGAAGAUAAUGCCAAGGCUAACUCGUCCUGGAUAUACAAUGAUUCUGGUGGCAGCUUGUGCCAUAACCUCUACGUAUGCUCCGUGUAUUUCGUUCUGACUACGUUCACGCAGAACGGUGUUGGAGAUAUCAUGCCAAAGAACCAUGCUGAGGUGCUGUUCGUGUCGAUCCUGCAGAUCAUCUCGACGCUGGUGUACAUGGUGUACGUGGGCGAGUUCUCCAACAUCAUCCAGUUCCAGUCCUUCAGGUCCUUCAGCUUCUACUGCAAAUAUCUGGAGCUGCAAGAGUUCCUGAAAAACAACCGCGUAUCCAAGAACCUGGUGACGGUGGUGAACCGCUACACGUUGCACCUGUGGCAGGAGGCGCGCGGCGUGCAGGUGCCGCACUUCCUGCAAGCCGCGCCGCAGGGGCUCAAGCUGCGCGUCAUGUCUGCUGCCUACAUGCACCAUCUGAAGGAGAAUCCUGUAUUCGAAGAAUGCGAGCCGGCGUUCCUGCGGCAACUGGUGGGAUGUCUGAAACUCUACACGUACAACGAAGGUAUGUACGUGGUGAAGGAGUCUGAGAUUACGGACUCUAUAUACAUGAUCCACACAGGGCGGGUAAUGGAGACAAGCGCAGCUUCUGGGGACCUCAAGACCGUUACGGAUUGCUUCGGACUGGAACAAGGGCUAAUCUACAAUUACCCGUUUAAAUAUUCUUACAAAACCAUCAUUAAGUCUCAAGUGUUAACUCUUUCACUCAAUGACUGGGAGUAUCUCCUGGACCACUUCCCAGAGAGCAAAGGGUUCAUCUACAAAUAUCUCAAAAAAGAUGACGAUGACUCGCAAAGGCCCGGAAGGACUAAUUUAGGAUCCAUGAGAUCAAGCUCAUUGUCUGGUUCCUAUCGAACAAGUUAUAAAGGCCCGCUGCCACCAUCGGCGCAUAGAUCUUCUACAAGAAUUAGUAGGUUGUCCUCCCAGCCACCACCACCACCACCAUCCCCACCCCCAUCACCACCGAUCGAUUAUAAAUUUUCACCUAUGGCUGGUCCACCAUCAGGCCCAACGACACCAUCAGUAAAAACCGAUAUACCGCUCGCAGAAAUGGCGCCGACCGCCACCGAAGCGCAUCACGAUCUAUCACCAAUGCCGUCUACCUCUGCCGCCGCCGGUGGUCUCAGUACGACAGUUACGACCGAUCCGGAAAUUAGUACCUCGCCUCAACAAGCACCUGAUAUAGCCCCAUCCAAGACCGAUAUGCUAUCAAGGACAACAACAAUGACAACACUCAAAAUAGGUCUAUCAGAUACUUCUGUAUCACAUUCAUCUCUAGAUGAAAAGCCUCAACCUGCUUCGAGACCAUCUAGUGAUGUAGGCACCAUUCGGGCCCAAGUAUCAUCCUUACAAGUUUCGCCUGAAAAAACAUCACUAGAUACCAAGCCCGUGGUUACUGAACCUUUGAUACAGACACAGGUAGACCUACCAGAAUCAUUAACAGAGCCAAUCGUGGCGCACCCGUAUUCUAAUAUUUCCCUUAAAAUUACUGAGUUACCUCCAUCAACAUCUAAAAUAACAACUCCACCAGCCAGUACGUCUAAAAUAACGACUCCACCUGCCAGCACGUCUAAAAUAACGACUCCACCCGCCAGCACGUCUAAAGCAGGCUUAAGGUCAACUUCGUCCCGUGGUAUGCUGAUAAGCGAACCCAUUGAUGACGAUGCAGACAAUGAAUUAAAACCUGAGGAGAUGCAAUUCAUAUGGCCUAUGGAUAGUAGGCAUUCGGCAGCAAUGAUUAAAUUUGCACCACCCAAAGACUUAAAUGAAAGUCCAGAAAGGAAUGACAUCGAUAGAACAAAAUCUUUAAGAUCAGUACAGUCGCAACAAUCGAGUCUAAUAGACAGCGGAAUCAAACGAGGACCAAGAGAUGUCGAUGACGCGUUACAAGAUUCUAUGACUUUAAUAGACAAAGUAGAGAAAAAAGCAAAAAAACUGUUUCUGCGUAGAAAGGAUAGUGAACUGGAUUACGUGGACAGCGACGAAUCCAGCGACAAAGAUACAUUACUUUUAGAGGAGGAUGAAGAGGCAACGGCGGAUUUACUUGCACAAAUUAAAAAACGUAGUCAUAGUAAAGAUGGAUCCGCAGACCCAGAUAUGACUGAGAUUGUGGCAGUUGAUGAGGCACAGGCGGUUGAUGUAAAAUCCGAAGUGUUUGAACUGAAACCUCAAACUAUAAGGAUUCAGGAGCCCCCGGGGGCCACAGACGACACAUUGGCGGUCGUCCCUUAUGAUAGUAAAGCUGCGGCCUCGUCAUCGAAACAUUUGGAGCUCGGUGAACAGGAAACACCGUCUACUGUCGCAAGAAAGAAGUCUGUUCAUUACAAAGAAGAAAGCCACGUGAUCUCUGACAGUGAUGAACAUAGUCCUUCCGAGCAUAGCUUAGAUAUGGAUAAACCUAAAGAUUAUAAAUCUAAAAACAAAAAAUAAUAUUUUGAAUGUACACGAUUCAUAGCUUUUUGUUUUAUGUAGUUGAUAGAUAAUACAGUUCUAUUAGUAAACGU
This is a messenger RNA of Ostrinia nubilalis (European corn borer), 7013 nucleotides long. RefSeq lists its product as uncharacterized. Gene Ontology annotation, molecular function: voltage-gated potassium channel activity. Gene Ontology annotation, cellular component: plasma membrane. The transcript has 36 exons. The coding region runs from base 1 to 6939 and encodes 2312 amino acids. The record is from RefSeq and is a predicted model, not a curated record. Gene Ontology annotation, biological process: regulation of membrane potential; potassium ion transmembrane transport. Lineage: Eukaryota; Metazoa; Arthropoda; Insecta; Lepidoptera; Crambidae.